GUGUAAUGGCAUGUGUGUGAGAGAGGCCAUGUGUGUGAUCAUGUGUAAUAGCGUCUGAAAGAAGCCAUGUGUGUGACCAUGUGCAAUAACGUGUGAGAGAAACCAUGUUUGUGACUAUGUGUAAUACCGUCUGAGAUAACCAUGUGUGUGAUCACGUGUAAUAACGUGUGUGAGAGGGAGAGAAGCCGUGUGUGAUCACGUGUAAUUGUGUAUGUGUGUGUGUGAGAGAGAGAGAAAGAAAGAGAGGGAACAGUACAAAGGAGGAUCCCUUUAGAAAAAUAUUCCAACGUCUUAAGGAGCCAGAGGGCUCAUUCACAGCUGCUAAUCUCUGUCAUGCUUUCCAGCACCACCCCCUCCCUCUCAUCAUAACUUGUGAUCUUAGAGGCAGGAAAGAAUCUGAGCCCCUCCCCCAGCCUGACCAUCUCUGUUGGUUGCUCGGCCAGGCUCCGCAAACCCAGUUUGAAGCACAGACCCUAGCACCACACAGGAGUUGGUGGGCUCGCAGGAAGGUUCCUCUCCCAGUGGCCAUGGGUGGCAACAGUGGGCAGGCUGGUGGCCACAUCUAUAAAUCUCUGGCUGAUGAUGGCCCCUUUGACUCUGUGGAGCCACCUAAAAGACCCACCAGUAGACUCAUUAUGCACAGCAUGGUCAUGUUCGGACGAGAGUUCUGCUACGCAGUGGAGGCAGCGUAUGUGACCCCAGUCCUGCUCAGCGUGGGUCUGCCCAACAGUCUGUACAGCAUUGUGUGGUUCCUCAGCCCCAUCCUGGGAUUCCUGCUGCAGCCGGUGGUCGGAUCGGCCAGCGACCACUGCCGGUCCAGGUGGGGCCGCCGGAGACCCUACAUCCUCACCCUGGGAGUCAUGAUGCUCGUGGGCAUGACUCUGUACCUCAAUGGGGACACUGUUGUAGCAGCUUUGAUUGCUAACCCAAGGAGGAAGCUGGUUUGGGCCGUAAGUGUCACCAUGAUAGGUGUGGUUCUCUUUGAUUUUGCUGCUGACUUCAUUGAUGGGCCCAUCAAAGCCUACUUAUUUGAUGUCUGCUCCCAUCAGGACAAGGAGAAGGGUCUCCACUACCAUGCCCUCUUCACAGGUUUCGGAGGUGCCCUGGGUUACCUUUCGGGUGCUAUAGACUGGGCCCAUCUGGAACUGGGAAGACUGCUGGGUACAGAAUUCCAGGUCAUGUUCUUCUUCUCUGCAUUGGUGCUCACUUUGUGUUUUAUUGUUCAUCUGUGCAGUAUCUCUGAAGCCCCACUUACAGAUGUUGCAAAGGGCAUUCCCCCACAGCAAACCCCUCAGGACCCUCCAUUGUCAUCAGAUGGAAUGUACGAGUAUGGUUCUAUCGAGAAAGUUAAAAAUGGUUAUGUAAAUCCAGAGCUGGCAAUGCAGGGAGCAAAAAACAAAAAUCAUGCUGAACAGACUUGCAGGGAAAUGACAUUAAAGUCACUGCUGAGAGCACUGGUGAGCAUGCCUUCUCACUACCGCUACCUUUGCAUCAGCCACCUCAUUGGAUGGACGGCCUUCCUGUCCAACAUGCUCUUCUUCACAGAUUUCAUGGGGCAGAUUGUGUAUGGUGGGGAUCCCUAUAGUGCACACAACUCCACAGAGUUUCUCAUCUACGAAAGAGGAGUCGAGGUUGGAUGUUGGGGCUUGUGCAUCAACUCCGUGUUUUCCUCACUUUAUUCUUACUUUCAGAAAUUUUUGGUAUCUUACAUUGGAUUAAAGGGUCUUUACUUCACGGGAUAUUUGCUGUUUGGCCUGGGGACAGGAUUUAUUGGGCUCUUCCCCAAUGUCUACUCCACGCUGGCCCUGUGCAGCCUGUUUGGUGUGAUGUCCAGCACCCUGUACACCGUGCCCUUUAACCUCAUUACUGAGUACCACCGCGAGGAAGAAAAGGAGAGGCAGCAGGCUCCAGGAGGGGAUCCAGACAACAGCGUGAGAGGGAAGGGCAUGGACUGCGCCACCCUCACCUGCAUGGUGCAGCUGGCUCAGAUCCUAGUCGGAGGUGGCCUGGGCUUUCUGGUCAACACAGCCGGGAGCGUCGUCAUUGUGGUGAUCACAGCAUCUGCGGUGGCACUGAUAGGCUGUUGCUUUGUGGCUCUCUUUGUUAGAUACGUGAAUUAGGUCAAUAAAGAGACAAUGACCCUAACCUCAGACACAGAGAAGCACAUGGCAGGAAGUUAACAUUUUCUGCAGCUCUGAAUCUUAGGGUCUGCCCAUUGGACGCCCAGUAUUGUGAUUUCAGCCAUAGAAUCUGCCCACCUCUCACUUUAAACCAAUCCUCUGCACAACAGUCCCCAUAUUUCAGGCAAUGUUUGUCUGGACUAUGCCUCCAUGCAUUGGCGGCAGGGGUAAGUGUGGGUGGUAGCGCCUAUACAUGCCUUUCUCAUUGCCUCUCAGUGCAGGGGUAGGGGAGAGGCAGGAGCUGCUUUUCACAGGGCAUUGCAGGUCUUUCUGAGACCUAAGAAGCAGACAAAUUCCACAUAUGAUGCUUGGAUGUGUUCUAUGAAGUGAUUUGAUUUUUUUUUUAGCCGAGGGUCCAUAUAUAUUGGGGAGUCAUAUAUUUCAUCAAAUUCACAGAUAUUCAAAAUACUGCUAGUGAUUUAUUCUCUGAUAUUAAUUUAUUCAUAUUUAAUUUGAUCAUAAUUAAUUCCUAUUACUUUAUGAUACCCCUGACAAGUCCACUCAAACAUCCAUGCUGGAGGAUUCAUCACUUUAAAGUAGUUCAUUUCAUUGACACAGUAAAAAUAUUUCUCUCUAGUCUGCACCUUUGUUUUGUCCUCUGGAUUUGAUAUAAAAGUCUUUCAAAAAACAGCCCCCUGUUUCUCCUAUGAUCUUCUCUUCUCCAAGCUAAGCAGUUUUUCUCUAAUCAUACCCCUUCCACUGCUUUCCCCAUGAUGAGGUUUUCAGCAGCCUGGAGAGGCAGCAUGGUUUAAUAAAAAUCAUGUUUUGGAAUCAGCUGGUUUUGAAUCCUGGCUUUGCCACUCAGCAGCAAACUAUGUCAUCUCCCCAAGGCACACUUGCUCAUCUAUACAUUUGGGAUAAGAAUUGCUAUCUCUGAGAGUUGUGAUGAUUAAUAAUACAUAACAUUGGUUCAGGCAUGGUGGCUCAUACCUGUAAUCCCAGCACUUUAGGAGAUCGAGGCAGGGGGAUCCCUUGAGGCCAGGAGUUUG
Molecule: messenger RNA, 3169 nt
Organism: Chlorocebus sabaeus (green monkey)
Lineage: Eukaryota; Metazoa; Chordata; Mammalia; Primates; Cercopithecidae
Gene: SLC45A2
Product: solute carrier family 45 member 2
Biological process (GO): transmembrane transport
Cellular component (GO): membrane
Molecular function (GO): sucrose:proton symporter activity
Source: RefSeq, a predicted model, not a curated record